AUGGCGCUGCAAAGUCCGCCUGGCGCCUGUCGCCCCGAAAAGGGCAAAAAUGCGCUGGAGCCCAGCUCAUUAAGGCGCUAUCAAUCGAAUGCCCCCCCGGACGCAGCGUUCUUCCGCACCGGGCCGCCUUACUCUUACUGGAACAAGACAAGGCUCCAUAUUGCUGCUUCUCCUAGGAAACCACAGCUAUUCGUCACGCAAGUCGACAUCACCAAGCUGAGCCAUUGUUACCAAUCCUUGCAACAACAAACACCGCGACCCGACCAUCGUCCCCCUCCCUCCGUGUGCCGCGUCAAUACACUCGAAGCUCGCAUCAUCACCGCCAUCGUCAUCUCCAGCUUGUCCACCCCUUCGCGGUCAAGCAUCAUCAUUCUCCCUUCUCUCAAGCGCAUCUCCAAUCUAGCGCUAGGCUGA
Trichoderma breve is the source of this 414-nucleotide messenger RNA. RefSeq lists its product as uncharacterized. NCBI's taxonomy places the organism in Eukaryota, Fungi, Ascomycota, Sordariomycetes, Hypocreales, Hypocreaceae. The coding region runs from base 1 to 414 and encodes 137 amino acids. The transcript has 2 exons. The record is from RefSeq and is a predicted model, not a curated record.